AUGUCCGGAGCCUCCAAGGAGAGUUUGGCGACCCAGGGACUGCCGGUGUCAGGCAAGGCCUGCUUAACCACCAUGGACAAAAAGCUUAAUGUGCUAAACGAGAAGGUUGACAAACUCUUGCAUUUCCAAGAAGAUGUCUCGGAGAAACUGCAGUGUGUGUAUCAAGGUAUGGGCCACCUGGAGCAAGGCCUACACCGGCUGGAGGCCUAUCAGAUUCUGGGCCCAGGUGGGGCUGACCACAAUCCUCCAGCUCACUCACAGGCUGGGUGGCCAGAGGUCCUGGAGCUGGUGAGGGCUGUGCGGCAGGAUGCUGCCCAGCAUGGCGCCAGGCUUGAAGCCCUGUUCAGGAUGGUAGUGGCCGUGGACAAGGCCAUAGCUUUGGUGGGGGCCGUGUUCCAGAACUCGAAGGUGGUGGAUUUCAUCAUGCAAGGGAGUGUCCCCUGGAGGAAAGGAAGCCUGGCUGAUGGCCCUUUGGAGAACAAAGAUAGAGUGGAAGAGAAAGGAGCAAAACCAAAGCAUGCACUGAGCACCAGAGCUGUGCAAGCCGAGAUCAGGGGGCCUUGGGAAGAGAGCCAGCAGGCGAGCCUCCCAGAGGGGACGGUGGAGAGGCUGACCCCCGUCAAUGCUUCAGAGAUAGGAUCUGACCUCCCCACCCAGGCAGAGGCCCCGCCAGGGCAGGAAGAAGGAGUUCCUGGCCCAGCCCAAGUGCCCCCUGGUCUCCCGCUGCUGCCCACAGAGGUGGAAGCCAAAGCUCCUGGAGCAUUCGUUGAGAAGCCUGGGACUGGCCAGGAGUUGUCUGCAGCAUCCACCGGGGUCCGUGAGGCCCCCACCAGCCAGGAGGAUUUACCUGGUACAGAACAAGGAUCAUCAUUCAGCAGGCCUGACCCGCGGCCCUCAGAGGCAGGCAUGAGGCUGACUCCAGGGCUGCCAGUCCAAGCCAAGGUAGCUCACAGUGGUGGAGAAACACCUCCAAGGAUCUCCAUCCAUGUGCAGGAGACAGAUACCCCUGGGGAGCUGCUUGUGACACGAGGGGGCGGCCUCAGACCCAUGCCCCUUGUGGAGGCUCCGGCAGCUGCCCAUCCCGGUGAGCAGGACCCACCUGGGCCCGCACCCCAGACCCCUGCAACCAAGUCAGAAAAACAGAUCCUGAAAGGAGCCAGCAAGAUUUCCCCACUGUGGAAACGGAGCAGCCGUGAGGGAGCAAAAGCAGAGGAAAAGCAGGGGCCUGGGGCCGAGUCGGCCAUGGGACCAAGCGGGGCCAGGAGGGACAAAGGAGCCGAUGCUGGAGGCCCGGGCUGGCGGCAGGACAAAGGCAAGUGUGCAGGAAACGCUGAGCCCGGGGAGGACAGCACAGCUGGGGGUGCAGGCAGAGCUGGAGCAGGAAGGAGGACGCCCCCUGGAGAUGAGGCUGGCAGCAUGGUUCUGGAUGACAGCCCAGCCCCACCAGCCCCUUUCGAACACCGGGUGGUGAGUGUCAAGGAGACCUCGACCUCAGCAGGUUACACAGUGUGCCAGCAUGACGUCUUGGGAGGAGGCCGGUUUGGCCAGGUCCACAGGUGCACGGAGAAGUCCACAGGCCUCUCGCUGGCAGCCAAGAUCAUCAAAGUGAAGAGUGCCAAGGACCGGGAGGAUGUGAAAAACGAGGUCAACAUCAUGAACCAGCUCAGCCAUGUGAACCUGAUCCAGCUCUAUGACGCCUUUGAGAGCAAGAACAGCUUUACCCUCAUCAUGGAAUAUGUGGAUGGGGGUGAACUCUUUGACCGGAUCACAGAGGAGAAGUACCAGCUGACCGAACUGGAUGUGAUCUUGUUCACCAAGCAGAUCUGCGAGGGUGUGCAUUACCUCCAUCAACACUACAUCCUGCACCUGGACCUCAAGCCGGAGAACAUACUGUGUGUCAAUCAGACAGGACAUCAAAUUAAGAUCAUUGACUUUGGACUGGCCAGAAGGUACAAGCCUCGGGAGAAGCUGAAGGUGAACUUCGGCACUCCAGAGUUCCUGGCCCCGGAAGUUGUCAACUAUGAAUUUGUUUCCUUCCCUACGGACAUGUGGAGUGUGGGAGUCAUCAUCUACAUGCUACUCAGUGGUUUGUCCCCAUUUCUAGGGGAAACAGAUGCAGAGACCAUGAAUUUCAUUGUGAACUGUAGCUGGGAUUUUGACGCUGACACCUUUGAAGGGCUGUCUGAGGAGGCCAAGGACUUUGUUUCCCGCCUGCUCGUCAAAGAGAAGAGCUGCAGAAUGAGUGCCACACAGUGCCUGAAACAUGAGUGGUUGAAUAAUUUGCCUGCCAAAGCUUCAAAAUCCAAAGUUCGUCUCAAAUCCCAAUUAUUACUGCAGAAAUACAUGGCUCAGAGGAAAUGGAAGAAACAUUUCUACGUGGUGACUGCUGCCAACAGGCUAAGGAAAUUUCCAACUUGUCCCUAAUUCUCAACUCUGCUGCUCCCAUGGGCCCAGAUGGUGAUGAAGUGAUAACUCAAAAUUUUUAAUAAUCCAGUCUUGUACUAACAUUGAUUCCACUUGUUUUGUAGAGAAAGUUUAUGGCUCUUGCCUUCCUUGUGGAUGAAAAGUGGCUGUAAGGAAAGUGACCUACAGACUUUUUUCUGCCUUACAAGAUCAUACUAAGUUGAAAUGCUGUGUUUACUUUUCAAGUAUACCUACUUUGGGUGAUAAGUGUAGGCAUGCUUUAGGUAGGUAGGAAACUUCUACUUUGUGUAUGUCAAAUUUAUAGUCCAAACUUACUCUGAUUAAAGAACUUAGUAGACAAUUACACAGGGUCAUUUUAUUCAGUGUUAUUCCCUCCAGUACAAAGAAUUCUUAGAAUUUUGAUUUGCUCACGUGUGAGCUGACAUUUAACUGUACUACCCUGCUCUCAUGGAAAGCAACGUGGACUUAGGGCCAUGAUCCUCAAACUUGUUUUCACUUGUGCUCCCUUUUGAGAAUCAAACCAUACAUCCUUUAAUAUUCUUUGAAACUUCAAAAUAUACCACCUAUCCUGGCUAAAUCAGAACAAUGAUUAUUUUGAAUAUGCUUUUUAAAUCUAUACACACCUCCACCAUCUCCUAAUUGGCCCUGUCCUGGCAUUGGUAGUCUCACUCCUGGCCUCCCUUCCUCAGUUACGAACUUACGGUCUAGUAAGUCUGGAACUGAUAUGCAAUAUGUAAAACAGAAGAAUGUAACGAUGUUCAGCUUUCUGAGAGAAACACA
Messenger RNA from Callorhinus ursinus (northern fur seal), 3204 nucleotides. It is a transcript of the gene MYLK3, whose product is annotated as myosin light chain kinase 3. The record is from RefSeq and is a predicted model, not a curated record. Gene Ontology annotation, molecular function: ATP binding; protein serine/threonine kinase activity. Lineage: Eukaryota; Metazoa; Chordata; Mammalia; Carnivora; Otariidae. Gene Ontology annotation, cellular component: nucleus. Gene Ontology annotation, biological process: intracellular signal transduction; protein phosphorylation; positive regulation of apoptotic process.